AUGCCAACGCCCGAUGAUGCGGCGCCUCCUGAUCCUGCUAGCGCGAUGGCAUCUUCGCAGGUGCAAGUGGCUGCAGGAGGACAGGCUGAGGGGGCUGGGUUUGGGUUCCGUGAUAGGGAGCCACCACCCAGUUAUGACGGUGAAGAGCCAGAGACAUCAUUCGCUUUGUGGGAGAGGAAUGUGCGUCUUUGGGAAUAUGAAACUGACGUUCCUAGAGGCAAGAGAGGGGUCAAACUCCUUAGAGUGCUGAGUGGCACGGCCCGUAUGGCUGUGGAAGAAAUGCCUUUUGAAGAGAUAGCAUGUGAAGAUGGAAUGAGAAACAUCAUGUCCCGUCUUCGGGAGUUUUUCCAACCUCACUUGGAAGUCUCCUUGCCACGAGCCUUUGAACAAGCAGUAUAUGGGCAGCAGAGGCAGAAUAGAGAAGGUUUUGGAGAAUACAUAGCCAGAAUGGAUAGGGCAUUCAACCGGCUAAAGAAAGAGGGAGUUGACUUGCCUGAGUCUGCACAGGGGUACAUUUUGUACCGUCAGGCUGCUUUGAGCGAGGCACAGGAACAGAGGUUUUUGGUUUGGUCAGAUGGACGAUAUGAUCGUCUUUCAGCCGUCAAGGCGUUGCGAAAGUUGGACAAGGUUGUGAAGAAGAAGGGCAAGACGGCCUACCUUGUGGACGCUCCUGAGAAUGAACAGGUUGGCCUCUUUGACGAUGCCGAAGUGGACUGGUUCGAGGAUGACGGACCAGAUGCAGAAAACUACGUCUAUGUCCAAGAAGGAGAUCUCAGCGAGAUCAUGGAUGAAGAGGAUGAGAUCAGGCAGGCCAUCAAGGACCAGAAGAAGGGACGUGGCUUCUAUGGAAAGGGCGCAACGCCAAAGGGCAAGGGCAAGAGUGGUGGGCGCUGGCAGAAAGUCCACACCGAGCAGUUGAAAAUGCGCAGCCGCUGCUUCAAAUGCGGCCAAGUCGGCCAUUGGAGCAAGGAGUGCAAGAGUGACGUCAAAGGCCGAUCUUCUGCUCCGUCCAACCAAGGAGCCUCAGUGUCAUCGGUCUCAACGUCAAGGUCAGGGUUCUUUGUUGCAUCGGAGCCGCUCAACCGUCAAGAGGGCGGUUCGGCGUUUUGGCUUCGAGAGUUCAUAGCAAGCAAGGCAAAGACCCAAGAUGCGCGGUCCCGUGGAGAGUACAAGGGUGAGCAGAGUUUUUGCGGGAUUUCAACAUGUGCACAUCAUGCGGUGGUAGAUACAGCAGCAGAAGGUGGUUUGAUUGGAAAGCCGGCACUUGAAAGGCUUGAGGUGAAGUUGAAGGAGAGAGGUAUCAAGGUGAAAUGGAUUCCCAAAACUUCAGCGGCAAAAGGUGUUGGAGGUCAUGCUACAUGUUUAGGAGUUGCACUCAUCCCUGUCGGCAUUGCGGGUGUCAAUGGGCUUUUGGAAACAACAGUGGUAGAUGGCGAAGUUCCUUUCUUACUUCCAAUUCGAAUGCUCACUGGUCUCAAGGCAGUCAUCGAUCUUGAAACCAUGAAGAUGAAACUCAAAGAAUACCAAGUAGAGAUACCAAUGCAUGAGCUGGCAAGUGGACAUGUCACAAUUGAUGUCAUGGAAUUUGAGAAUGGCAAGUUUGUCAUGCCGAUGAAUAAGAUCGGGAACCUUGGCGCCUCCAUGGUGGAUCCGAUGGAAGUCCCAAUGGAUGUGGCACCGCCAACACAUCACUCAAAGAGAGCAAUUCGAGGGUGGCGCAUUCUCCUCGACAAGCUGGGCAUGUUGCUGGUCUUCGCAAGUCUCCAGCAAAUCGUGGACGAGUGGUUUCCACCGUCGCAGCACUCGCCUGGCUCACACUUGGAACACAAGGAGGAGACAUUGGAGGACGUGUAUGCGGCCAUCAUUGCGGGUGCGAAGAUGCUUCCGCCUCUCAAGUCAAAGGAGGUAGCCAAGACUCCAAUCAGCAAUUGCGUUCACCCAAAGGAAAGAUUGAAGGGUGGGGGCAACGCUUCCAGCUCCUACAUAGUGUGUCGGGAUUGCCUGGCACGAUGGCCGAAUCAUCUACCUGCAGCAGAGAUCAAGAAACAGCUCAAGGAGAACAAGGAGUUGGCAAAGAAAGGGGGCCUCUUGAGUCAACCGCCUCAAGAUGCGGAGAUGGAGUCCAUGGCCGGCUGGGAGACACAGUUCCAGGCGCUUCAUCCAGCUAUGCAGUCGAUGGGGCAACAGCAGGCACAGAUUCAGCAGCUUCAGAGGAUGCUGUUGGAAGAACAGAAGAGGAGCCACGAAAUGCACGAGUACAUCCUGCACAGCCAGAUGAUGAGACAAGGUGCAACAUCGGCAGCACCACCGGCAACACCAUCUUUGAGUGCGGUGGACCUGGUGGCAGAGGCAUUGAUCAACAAUCAGGACUACGACCCUGCCAUUCAUGGGGUGCCGGUGAUGAAGGCAUCAGCAAAGACGAGGAGCGCUCCACACAUGACGGAGGAUGUCAUCGAGGUGGAGAGCGAUGGCUAUCUGUGA
Cladocopium goreaui is the source of this 2481-nucleotide messenger RNA. The record is from the annotation of a GenBank genome assembly. NCBI's taxonomy places the organism in Eukaryota, Dinophyceae, Suessiales, Symbiodiniaceae.